UCUCUGUGGGUCUCUCUCUCUAUAUAUAGAGAACAUUGGUGGUGGGGAGUGAGUGAGCUCCAUUGGGCACAGUGCACACCAACAACCUCCACUCUAGAACGAGAUCACAGCUUUCGCUCUGCUGUUCUUGUCUCUCUCUCUACACAUCUCGCUUUCAAAGUGUCUUUCAUCGAAGCUAAUCAAUUCUUCAACUCACUCGGUAUCACUCUUCAAAAACACGCUUUGAAAGCCAUACAUUUCCAGCUAAUUCAUUGAGCUUUUGAGAAGACUCAGAGUAAUGAGAGAAGUUAGCAUUUGAAUCUGGUAGUGAUUUGAGGUGAGAGAGAGAGAGAGAGAAAUGACCAACGACGGUGCGAUUCAUUCUUCUACUGCGGCACCGUACAAUUUGGCGGAGAUCUGGCCGUUUCCGAUCAAUGGCGGUGAGUCUGGCGGCGGCGGUUUGGACUUGAGGAGGGUGCAGUUCGGGCAAGGGUUAGGUCAAUUUGCGGAGAAAGCGAAUCGAGAAGUUUCCGGUGGUGAUGAUCCAAUGUUUCUGGAUCAUAAAGGGGCUCAGAGCGGCGGUUCCAGGAAGCGCCGUGAUGUUCCUGAGGAUGAAUCUGCCAUGGCUGUUUCGACUAGCUCUGGCAAUGGCAUGAAUGAUUGUGAUGGUAAACGCAUUAAGACAGGGGGAUCUAGAGAUGAAUAUGGUGAUUCCAAAGCUGAAGCAGAAGCAAAUUCAAGCAAGCCAGUGGAGCAGAAUACAAAACCACCAGAGCCACCACCGAAGCAAGAUUACAUCCACGUGCGAGCAAGAAGAGGCCAAGCUACCGAUAGCCACAGUCUAGCAGAAAGGGCUAGGAGAGAAAAGAUAAGUGAGAGAAUGAAAAUUCUACAAGAUCUAGUCCCCGGUUGUAAUAAGGUCAUUGGCAAGGCAUUGGUCCUUGAUGAGAUAAUUAAUUACAUCCAAUCACUACAGAGUCAGGUUGAGUUCUUGUCAAUGAAGCUUGAAGCAGUAAAUUCAAGAAUGAACCCUGACAUAGAAGGAUUUCCACCCAAAGAUUAUGGUCAACAAACAUUUGACGCUGGUGGCGUGGCGUUUGGUUCACAAGCUACAAAGGACUAUGACCGGGGAUUAUCACCAGAAUGGUUACAUAUGCAGAUUGGUGGUGGCUUUUAAAGAAGGAUGAAUGACAUAUUUUAGAUACAAUCUUCAUCGAUUGAAAAUAAGAGCAUUACGAAGUCAUGCUUCGCCCUUUAGUUCACCAAAAGAUAUACCCCAUUCAUCAUGAAUCAGAGAAAUUCCUCAUUUCUUUUUCUACAUCGGAGCACAGUGGAGCUGUGGUUACUCUUUCAGGACAAUUGAAAUACAGAUAUAAACAUCUCCAUUUCUUUGGGUGUCAGAAAAUGAAUUUUAUUUUUAUAUAUUUGAUAGCAUGUUUCAUUUUCUCUGUUCCAAUAUCUAAACAAACUUUCUUAAGAGACUGUGUUAUACUUGUAGAAUUGCCUAUUUGGAAUCAGCAUUGGGUGUAUUAAGAAGCUGAAGGUUCAUGAAAUAAGCAAUUUAUUAUUUUCUUUUCA
This is a messenger RNA of Camellia sinensis, 1557 nucleotides long. RefSeq names its product transcription factor BHLH094. Gene Ontology annotation, biological process: regulation of DNA-templated transcription. The record is from RefSeq and is a predicted model, not a curated record. Gene Ontology annotation, molecular function: DNA-binding transcription factor activity; protein dimerization activity. Gene Ontology annotation, cellular component: nucleus. NCBI's taxonomy places the organism in Eukaryota, Viridiplantae, Streptophyta, Magnoliopsida, Ericales, Theaceae.